Molecule: messenger RNA, 8469 nt
Organism: Culicoides brevitarsis
Lineage: Eukaryota; Metazoa; Arthropoda; Insecta; Diptera; Ceratopogonidae
Gene: Wnk
Product: serine/threonine-protein kinase Wnk
Exons: 14
Coding region: 864-8216 (2450 amino acids)
Biological process (GO): negative regulation of sodium ion transport; monoatomic ion homeostasis; intracellular signal transduction
Cellular component (GO): cytoplasm
Molecular function (GO): ATP binding; protein serine/threonine kinase activity; potassium channel inhibitor activity
Source: RefSeq, a predicted model, not a curated record
AGAAAAAAGCAUCGAAAAUUGGACAGAAUUUGUGCGAAUUGGGUCAACGACCAUCACAAACCGACAACAUAGGUCGACGAAAUAAUGCGACGCAAAGGGAUCCUAGAGCCCAGGGAAAUCCCUACACAAGAAGUUCAAGUUACGUUUGUCAACGCGUCCUAACUCGCACGAAGAAAUACGGUUCAUUAUCGGCAUCGUCGACGACAAACUCAUCGCCGUCGCAUCCGUCAACGAACGCCAGCGUGGUGCCAUCAUCAAACAUUUCUGUGAAUAAUAAUAACAAUAGUAGUAACAAUUCGCCAGUAACUUCUUCUUCAGUAAAAUCAUCAACAACAAGCGUCGCCGUGAAUAUCAACAACAACAUUAAUAGCCAAAGUAGUCGUGUAAGUAGUAGUGGUAGUGAGCAGCAGCAGCAGCCGACGACACCGAGUUCCAUCUUCAGUCGGAUCAUCAGCGAAGUAGCGGGCGUCACUGGAAAACUCACAAGAUCGCGUUCCGGCUCGGUCAAAAAGUCGCAAAAGGCUGCAAGUCGUCAAGUGAGUGCCGAUUCGGCGCACGAAGCGCUCGAACAACCCAAAUUAUCGAGUCAAUUUAGUCCAAGUAAGGCCCCAAGACCAAAGAACGAGGAAACGACUGUCGUAACUCACAAGGCUGAUGUAACAAAAACAAAGGAAACGCCACAAGAGAAGCCAAAUAGUGAUAAAAAUAGCGAAAAACUCUUAGUUGUAACGCAGGAGAUUGUCUUUCCGAUUCUCGAGGAGCUUUUGCAGCGCGUCGAACGCGAAAUCGAACUCAAGCGCGCACGCGAACAACUCCAACUCGAACAGGGACUGAAACCGAGCGAUCCACGAAUCUUACGCGGCAUGGCUGAAGAAACGAAAAAACAGGAAAACAACAAUUCCGAGGAAAAUAGCAACGUUCCGCCGGAUAAACAGCCCCAAACACAGCAACAGACCCCUUAUGACACUAUCCGACACUCCAACUACCGCUUCAUCCGAAAAUCUCUCGAGAACCAAAAUCAUGUCACCCUCUCGAAAAUCAACUAUUUCGACAACGAGACCGUCGAAACGGAAUUUCCGCGAAAUCUCGAUGACAACAUUGAAAUUUUGUCGCGCGAAGCGGAAAAUCUCGAGGAACAAUUCAAAACGGACGAGAAGAAACUUGUGCAAUACGGACCAAUUUACGAUCCGGAGCAAUUCGAGAAGCAGCAGGCGGAGAAGAAACAACGCGAUCAAGACGAAAGUGAAGACGAGCCGGUUUGCGUUUCGCCUUGCGGAAGAUUUUUCAAGUAUGACAAGGAAGUCGGGCGUGGUUCGUUCAAAACGGUUUAUCGCGGAUUGGAUACUCAAACGGGAGUUGCAGUUGCAUGGUGCGAACUUUUGGACAAAAAAGUUAAUAAAACAGAGAGAGCUCGUUUCCGUGAAGAAGCUGAAAUGUUGAAAAAGUUGCAACAUCCGAAUAUUGUGAGAUUUUACAAUUAUUGGGAGACAUCCACGGGAAAUAAGAAGAAAAAUAUCGUACUUGUGACGGAGCUUAUGUUGUCAGGAACACUCAAGUCGUACUUGCGUCGCUUCAAGAAAAUCAACUCAAAAGUGUUAAAAUCGUGGUGCCGACAAAUUUUGAAGGGCUUGUAUUUCCUGCAUUCCCGUUCGCCGCCAAUUAUUCAUCGCGACUUGAAGUGCGACAACAUUUUCAUCACGGGAACAACGGGCAGCGUCAAAAUUGGCGAUUUGGGUUUGGCUACGUUGAAGAAUCGGAGUUUUGCAAAGUCUGUGAUUGGAACGCCGGAAUUCAUGGCGCCCGAAAUGUACGAAGAGCACUACGACGAAGCUGUCGACAUUUAUGCCUUUGGCAUGUGCAUGUUGGAGAUGGCAACGUCCGAAUAUCCGUACAACGAGUGUUCAACGCCCGCGCAAAUCUACCGAAAAGUCGUGCAAGGUGUCAAACCUGCGAGUUUCGACAAAAUCGAGAAUCCCGAUGUGAAGGAAAUUAUUUCGCGCUGUACUCAACUGAACAAAGAUGUGAGACCGAAUUGUAAGGAACUGUUAAAUAGCCCAUUUUUCAUGGAUGACACCGGGAUUCGGUUAGAACCGAUAAGUCGGGAGACUUUUAUUCAAAAUCCGGAAGCGACAAAGAUUGAAUUCCGUUUGCGAAUAAUGGAUCCGAAGAAACGGGUGAACAAGCACAAGGAAAAUGAGGCGAUUCAGUUCGAUUUUGACACGAAAACGGACAAUUUUGACGAAAUGUCGCACGAAAUGUGCAAAUCUGGGCUGAUUUUGGACGAAGAUGUGCCGCCAGUAGCGAAAUUGUUGAAAAUUCAGGUUCAAACGUUGCUGAAAGAUCGAUCGGAGCGACAAACGCAGAUCCGGUUGGAGAAAGAACAGAAGCAACAAAAGUUGUUGGCUGAACAGAAAUUGUUUGCGGAGCAAUUGGCGCUUCAGCAAGCUCAACAAGCAGCAGCAGUUCAAGCUGCACAAGUCCAAAUGCAAAAUAUGACGACGCCAACGCAUCAGCAGCAGGCAGCGGCGCAGCAAACGAUCGAUCAAGCGCAAAUGCUGCAAUGGCAACAACAGCAAAAUAUCCUGAUGCAACAAAAUCUCGCCGUUCAGCAGCAACAACAGACAAUUCAAAACAUUCCUCCUUCGGGCGAAGCUGCUCCGGGUCAAAUUUCCAUCGAAGUGCCCGUCAUGAAGACAACUCCCGUUCCUCAAAUUCAGCAAACUGCAGUUUCGCAGCAACAACAAUCGAUUCCGCAGCAAGUUCCCGCUUCCGUGCCACAACCCAGACCUUCAGUUCCCGUCAUUUCGACGCCUGUCGUUGCGCCGCAAUAUCAACAGCCCCCAAUCCCGGCGCAAAUGACGCCCGUUUCGCAGCAAAAUGCUCCCCAGCAACAAACUUCUCAACCUGCGCAGUACGUGACGCCGGCACAGCAACCGCAAUACACAAAUCAAGUUCCCGUAUCGCAGCCAAAUCCGGUUGCGCCGCCGCAAAUUCAUCAGCAACCGCCGCAAAAACCCUUGGAAAUGACGCCUGUUACGACGGGACAACAACCGCCGCCAGCGAGAAAAAUUUCCGAUCAAAAUACUCCGACGACGGCAUUGCAACAAAGUCAAUCGCAGUCAAAUGUUCCCGCACAAAAUACGCCAGAUUCGAAACCAGCGACAGGCACGACGACGCCCUCGAAUAAGAGACCAAGCAAGAGUCGCAGAGUGAAUAAUUCGGCAGAGAGAAAUCCCAAAUUGGUUGUUUUGAGUGUCGAUGGACCUCUGGUUGAGUGUCAGAUGGAAAAUAAACCGAAGACGAUCACGUUCAAGUUUGACAUCAUCGAUGUGAAUCCCAUUGAUAUCGCACGAAAUUUGGUUCAUAACGACUUAUUAGCAGACUCCCAAAGCCAAGUAUUCAUCGAAAUGGUUCGAGACAUCAUCAAGCAGUUGAAACAAAAUCCGGAUAAAAUUCCUGUUCCAUCGGUUCCUCAACGACGUAACAUUGAAAAGGUGCGCCAUGCAUCACUUACACGUCAGCGAUCUAUCUUUAAAACGCAUCAGAGACAUCGAUCUUCCUUUUGUUUUGAAACGCAGAAAGAUGAUACGUCGACUGUUGAACAAGGCACCGUACUUAAUAUUGCUCCGUUGAACGUUUCAACCUCUGCUAUUUCGGGCUUUUUGGAAUGCGGCAUCAAGACAAUUUCCUCAAAUGCGUCAACGAACUCGUUGCCAUCCAUGGAUUCGGAUUUCGGAGCGGCGCAGCCUCAUAUUUUGAAUCAACGCAUUGACGAUUUGAUGCGCGAAGGGGAAUUUGCGAACAAUGGAGCUUAUAGUGAGUCUGGGAUCGGGUCAAAUGCCGGUUCGACGAAUCCCUCGAGGAAAACGAGCGGCGUAAGUGACGGCGUUGUCGUUAUGGAUCAAGGUUCUGACUCGCAAGUUGAGUCGCCGAGCGAUUCUCCGGUGAGUGUUCAAACGGAUCAAACAUCAACGACGCAAGAAACUCAACCGCAAGUCGAACCAAAGCAAGAAUCGUUGCCAGAAUCGCCCAAAACGUCGCCUGAAGCGGCCCAGCAACGAACCCGGAAACUUUCGCGAUUCCUAAUUAGUCCGGUUAUUUUGCCCGAUAACACUGUGGCUGAAAAAAUGCCUCAAAAUGAGCAAAAAUCAGCUCCGGAGCAAGUUCCUGUCGCUCCAGCAGAUCCCAUUCCGCAAACUGUGCAACAAAUCCAGCAAGCAGUGUCGAUGCAACAAGUAGUCGAGACGCAACAACAGCUAAUCCAGAACGUUCCGGCUCCCGUGAUGCAAAAUCCCGCGCCGCAAUUCAUGAAUGAGCAAGUAAUCCAAACGGUUCAGUAUCAACCGAUACCGAGUCAGCCCGUUCCUGUCGCUAUCGAGACUGGGGAAGCGCAGCAAGUGAUGGUUUACGACCCAAAAUGGCAACAAGACGAACAACAUGCCCUCAUAAAUCAACAAUUGCAACAAGCGAUGGGCUUAACCCCAUCUCAACCUGCAACAACGACCCAAAUGACCGUUCCUCCGACACCGCAUCAAACAAUUUUACAAGAUCCGGCGACAAUUGGCGCCGAAUAUCAACAACAACCAUUGAUGCCGGAGCCACAAUUAGCCCAAUUGCAACAAUUUCAGGCGACGCAGCAGCAAUUUUCUGACAAUGCACCCCCAAGUCGUGAUGCUCUCGAUGCCAUGCCAUCGGGAGCGGCUAUGAAACUCCCCGAAACGCUCGAACAGCUGCAAAAAGAGCUCGAAAAUAUCACACAUGCGCAUGUUUCGACGAAAAAAGAGUCCACGACAGCAACGCAGAAUGCUGGAAACGUCGACGGAAGUGAUGGAAUUGAUGGCGAAGGUGUCCCUCGAGCAGUUGAUGGGCAAAUUCCGUCACAAGCGGAACUUUUGCAGCAACAAAUUCAAUCGUACGAUAAUACGUCGUCAGUUUCGGAGGUAACAACGGUCAAUACGUCAUCGGGGGGACCUUUGUCGCGUGACGAUACGAGCGUUUGUAACUCGCGACGCACUUCGGCAGACAUGAAUAUCGAGAUGCAAGCCCAAAUAAUGUACGUCGAGGGAACACAAGGACCUGUUAUGGUAACUGUUCCAGUUGCGCAUCCACAAAAUGAAGAAAGAGGGUUGUCUCAUCAAAGUAGCGUCGAAAAAUCUGAUAGCUCGGGCGCUAACCAACAAACACAAACAUCCAUCGCAGAGUUACAAUCAAAGUUGGCACAAUUGACGACGGCAACAGCAAAUACAACAACAACCAUCUCCGACGGCAAUAAUCAGACAAAUAUUCAGGGUCCAUCAUCACCCAAGGGAUAUGCCACAUCCGGAGUCAAUUCUCCCGCUGUAUUUGCCUAUCCAAAUACGAGCGACAGUCAAGAUUCAUCACAAAUGCCGUCGUUGCAACUUCCAACAGUCCCGAAUUUCGUCAAUCCGCCGCUUUCGAGUCUUUCAAGUCCGUCGCAAGAGAUGCCCGAACCCAAUUUCGCCGCGAAAAAGGAUUCCGUACCGACGCCUCCGAAAGUUUCGUUGUCAGCACUCGAACAGGAGCUCGCCAAACUUCACACAAAUCGUCGCACGACGUCAGCUGCGGAAAUUACGCAACAAGUACAGUCGCCCUCGGAUCAUGUCAAGACCUAUUCCGAGGUUGUUCAGCAACAACAACCUGCGCAAGGGGAAAAUACUCCAUCUGCGGAAGCGCCAAGAGUGCGAAAAAUCUCGAGAUUCGCUGUGAGUGUCGUUAAAGAGCAACAAGAUGCUGCGGCGGCAGCUGCUGCGAAACAUGCCGCGGAAAUGGCGACGCAACAGCAGCCUCAGCAACAAACAAUUGCCGCGCAAAUUGCAGCUCAAGCACCGCAAAAUGUCGUUCAACAGCAACAAAUACCGCAAGCGACACCGCAAAUCGUCGCGAAGCCACAAUUGAACCUGAAUUUGCAAGGAUUGACGGUGCAACAACAGACUCCGAUCCAAAUUCAGCAACAAAUACCGCCGCCUGAGACAACGACGACGACAAUAACAAUGACGAAUGCUGGUUUGAAGCCUUUAGACAUGAACGAACGAAAAAUCUCCCAAGUCUCUGCUGACAGCUUUUUGUCGUACGGCACCGUGGAAAGUGAGGACUUUAAUCGCAUUGUGCAUCAAGAGGAAGCAGAAACGAAUCGUCAAAAUACUCUUCAAAAUGGUCCCUUUUCAAGUCAGAUUAACAGUAGUGGUGACAGCGGCGUCGUCGCGUCGCGAAAUCUCACCUUCGCGAACAACUUUGCGCAACUUGCUGCCUCGCGAAAUGCCACAAUCGCCAAACAAAUGACAAAUUCCAACCCGAAUUUGAAUGCCAGCGGCAAAACGAGCGUCGUAACGGGUCCAAAUAUCACGGGAAAGCAUUAUCGCACGCGAUCUUUGUCGCAAAACUUGCAGCAAAUCUUCCAAGGGAACCACACGAAGGUCCAGCAGGAGCUCGGGCAACGUCAUAAAAACGGCACGAACGUAUCGAGUCCCAUUCAGGUGCCGGAAACGAAGCAUUGCGGGAUGAAUUCUGGUCCAACAUCGCCUUAUGGAGGCAAAAUCAUCAACGGAAUCGGGUCUCCGCAGAAAGAUGCCCUUCAAAUGGCCUUGGAACAAAAUCCGCUCUUGGCGUCGUUGGCAAUGAACAAAAAUCCCGGGUACAUUAACAACCCAAAUUCACCCUUAUUGAAGUCCCAAUCGUUCCAUAUCCCCAAGAUGAAAGGUUAUAACUUGGCUAAUAACCGAAAUUUGGAUUUGUAUCCGAUGCGAAGUGUCAGUUUCGAUUAUUCGAAGAAGAUGCCGUAUGCUAGAACGUCGAAUUUGAUGUCCCUUGAGAACACAAUUAGUGAAAAUUAUGACUUGAUGCGUGAAAAUUCACCUAAAAAUCUAGAAUUUUUCGCAAAACGUCAAAAUGAUCACUUUAAUUUUGAUUAUUCGGUGCCUCCAGACUAUCCCGGGGUUCGUGGUUACUUGCCCAAACAACUCUCGGACUAUCCAUCGACUCCUCCGCCCAUGCGGCAUGACUUUUUGCACUCCGAUCCGCAUCAAUACCAGAGUUUAGAGGAUCUUGUAAGGACAAAUCGUCGUUCCACGAAGAAAAAAUCCCGAAAUUUCCUCAAAGAGCGUUACGCUUACCUCGACACGCCCAUUAUCGGGGGUAGUUGUGACAAUUUAUUUUCCAUGUCGGGCAAAAUUAUGAAAGAAAAUCCCUAUCACGAUCCAUAUUCGACGUUUCAUGGCACCACAAAGACUCACAAGGCACGAAUUCCCUUUGGAAAUUUGUAUAAAAAGCGUGCCGUGUACUUCCAUGAUGAGCAUGACCCCGAAAUCGAUCUGGGCGAAGAGAGUGACGAGUCUUCGUUGUAUUCGGAUAGCGAUACGAACUCAUCAGAUUCAUCUCUGGAGCAUCCGUGUCGAUAUCGGACGGCACAUACCUUGACUUCGGUAGCGGAAUUGCAUCGAAAAACCCGCGUUGAUGUCCAAAAACACGUAAAACGACGGAAUUCAUGCAAAAAUAAAUAUUCGCCGCGUGCAAGUCCCGUACAAAGUCGCUCGUCGACGCCGCAAAGCCCGAUGCCCCAUCCGCUUACCGUGAGUUUUCCGCCCGAUAAUCGAAAUCGCGUGCAAAGUACGUCGCCGCAAAAGUCCUUUAAAUAUGCGCCGUCACCACUAUCAAAUUUUCCCCCAAAUUCUCUCAAUAACUCACAUGGUACUACUCCUCCAUUCAACAACGUAACUCCGACAACCCCGACAAGCACGACGCCUUGGAAUUUUCUUACUACCUGGCAAAAUAAAACUUUGGAGAUCCAGAAGAACUUGGAGAACGUUCGUGCAAAUUUGACGAGUCGCAGUCUCGAGUCGAAGACAAAGAAGCAACUUAUGCUGUUGCUCCAACGACAAAAUCUCGAAGAGGAAGAGCUCAAGUUGCGGCAUUACCGGGAAUUGGAACGAUUUCAGUACAUACUGGAUGAAGAAGACAAACAACAGUCAUACCCGUGGAGCGUAACAUCCCCAUCGUCGUUAUCGGCGCCCGCAAUCCCAACAUCGACAAUUUCGCCGUCUGUGCAACAAAUGCACGGAAUUCAGACGCCAUUAGUGCAACAACCGCAGCCAAUUUUGCAGCAACAACAACCGGGCAUCACGGAAAAUAUUCUGCAGUUACAUAAUAUGGCAAAUAACGUUGAUUCCAUGCAUCCGCGACAAGGAUCGGGAUCAUCAUAGGACUAGGAAGACGCUUCUGACGAAUUGUAGUGAUAUGAAAAAAAAAAUGUUAAAAAAUAUUUAAUGAGACUUUCAAUUAAUUUUUAAUGAAUAUUGUACAGAAAAUGGAACCAGAUCAAAGUCACGUAAAAUAAUGGGGUAAAAAUUUGUAAAAUUUAAACGUUAAGAAAUGUAGAAAUAUAAAAAAUGUAUAAAAUAACAUUAAAAUUUAGAAAAAUAAAACACGGGAAUGUAAAAAUAAUAAAAAUUAAGU